AUGAUGGUGACCUGCGCAGUGACCCUGCGUAAAAAACACUUUUAUUUUACCCUAUUCAGAGGACGGUUACACAAGACCUUAUACAAGACCAUCGGGAUACAAGGUAGAUCACAGUACAUCAUGGCCGCCAACUUGUGUCGAGUGUCUGGCCGGAGCCUUCUAAAGGUCCAAAAUGUGGUCACUCCGGCAAAAGCCAACAUGUCGUCAUUUUCCAAGAUGUCAACAGGCAAGAAAGUGCUGUUUGGCACCCUGGGAGCGGUGACGGCAGGCGGGGCAGGGUUGCUGGGUGCCCUGCACUACUCCACAACCGUCCAUGCAGGGGAACUGGAGCUGCACCCGCCCAAGUUCCCCUGGAGCCACAACGGCCUGUUCAACGCACUGGACCAUGCUAGUAUCCGCCGAGGCUACCAGGUGUACAAGGAAGUGUGCGCUGCCUGCCACUCCAUGCAGUACCUGGCCUUCAGAAACCUUGUAGGUGUCUCUCACACUGAGGAGGAGGCCAAGGCACUCGCUGAGGAGAUCGAGGUGCUUGAUGGCCCAGAUGAGGAGGGAGAGAUGUUCAUGCGACCAGGGAAGCUGUCCGACUACUUCCCACGACCCUACGCCAACGAGGAGGCAGCGCGAGCUGCAAACAACGGAGCGUACCCCCCAGAUCUGAGCUACAUCAUUCUGGCCAGACACGGAGGAGAGGACUAUGUGUUCUCCCUCCUGACGGGGUACUGUGAUGCCCCAGCUGGGAAGGAGCUGAGAGACGGACAGUACUACAACCCUUACUUCCCAGGACAGGCCAUCUCUAUGGCACAGGCACUGUACAACGAGAUCAUCGAGUAUGAGGAUGGCACCCCAGCCACUCAGAGCCAGUUGGCUAAGGAUGUGUGCACCUUCCUCCGGUGGGCGUCCGAACCUGAGCACGAUCAACGCAAGAGAAUGGGUCUCAAGGCUCUGAUGAUCGCCAGCAUGGUCAUCGCCUUCUUCUACUACCUCAAGCGCCACAAGUGGUCUGUGCUGAAGAGCAGGAAGAUAGCCUACCGCCCCCCACAAUAACCCAGCCCUCCUCCAUAGCACACAUAACAAGGACCACAGAGUCACACACAAAAUAUAUACACAUCUUUAUCUGGACAAAGGAGGGAGACGUUUUACCAUAGAAUUCGCUACGAUUAAUCUUCAAUACUUUAUAAUAAAAGCAGCUGUUGCUUUAAUGUAGUCUGUUUUAAGUGUUGAAAAACAAUGUGAAGUGUUUAAAAAAUGAAUACUGCCUGUCAUGAAAAAGGAUUUAACAUCUGUAACCCCUCUUUUGUAGUUUAUACUAUUCGGCAUGCACACGACCAAAAACAACUUGUAUGAAAAAGCUCAACUCUUGUAUAGUUUGUCACAUUUGAGGGCCUGAAAACACUGAGGUUCUGGGAAUGACUUCUGUAAUAAAGGUGUGAAAGAAUCAACAUUAAACAUCCCUCUUACAUGUUUUCA
This is a messenger RNA of Branchiostoma floridae (Florida lancelet), 1467 nucleotides long. Its product is annotated as cytochrome c1, heme protein, mitochondrial-like. NCBI's taxonomy places the organism in Eukaryota, Metazoa, Chordata, Leptocardii, Amphioxiformes, Branchiostomatidae. The record is from RefSeq and is a predicted model, not a curated record. Gene Ontology annotation, biological process: mitochondrial electron transport, ubiquinol to cytochrome c. Gene Ontology annotation, molecular function: electron transfer activity; heme binding. The transcript has 10 exons. The coding region runs from base 1 to 1044 and encodes 347 amino acids.